Molecule: messenger RNA, 785 nt
Organism: Nothoprocta perdicaria
Lineage: Eukaryota; Metazoa; Chordata; Aves; Tinamiformes; Tinamidae
Gene: POLR3GL
Product: RNA polymerase III subunit G like
Exons: 5
Biological process (GO): transcription by RNA polymerase III
Cellular component (GO): RNA polymerase III complex
Source: RefSeq, a predicted model, not a curated record
ACAUCGAGCGCUACUCGGACAAGUACCAGGUGGGCAGCCCUGUUGACGGCGCCAUCGACUGGAGCCCAGACUGGAGGCGGCUGCCGCGGGAGCUGAGGAUCCGGGUGCGCCGGCUCCGGAUGGGCGGCCCCCCCGUGCUGCCGCCCCCCCGCAAGCAGCGCCCGCCGCUCGACAAGGAGGAGGCCAUUAAGAAGCUGGAGAGCCUGGAAAAGAAGGAGGAGGAGGUGACCUCGGAGGAGGAGGAGAAGGAGGAGGAGGAGGAAGGCAAAGAGGAGGAGGAGGAGGAGUACGACGAGGAGGAGCACGAGGAGGAGACCGACUACAUCAUGUCCUACUUCGACAACGGCGAGGACUUUGGCGCCGACAGCGACGACAACGCGGACGAGGCGGUUUAUUGAGCGGCGCCGGACGCCUGGGCCCCUCCGCCAUCCUCCUCCUCCUGGUGCCGCGCCAGGGACCGGCCGGGCUUCGCCUCCAGGUGGCACUUGUGCUCCAGGGACCCACGGACAGACGGACAGACAGACGGGGCGGGGGGGGCUGCCCCAGCGCUGGGUGUCCCCCCCUAAACCAGCACCGGGGACCUUGGUGUCCCCCCCUCAAGGUGGACACAACGGGUGGACAAAAGCGCCAGAGGAUUCAACCCCUUCCCCUUUUUUGCUGUGUUUUUAGGUCACUUUUGAUGUGAUUUUUAGCUUGGCGGCGGCGGGGAUGAGGGGCAGCUGCCCGGCUCCCCCCGCGAGGUGGCGCCUUUGCCGCAGCUUUUUAACCUUUUUGGCUCUUUUUUU